Messenger RNA from Hermetia illucens (black soldier fly), 1234 nucleotides. It is a transcript of the gene DNaseII, whose product is annotated as deoxyribonuclease-2-beta. Lineage: Eukaryota; Metazoa; Arthropoda; Insecta; Diptera; Stratiomyidae. The transcript has 4 exons. Bases 66 to 1142 code for a protein of 358 amino acids. The record is from RefSeq and is a predicted model, not a curated record. Gene Ontology annotation, molecular function: deoxyribonuclease II activity. Gene Ontology annotation, biological process: apoptotic DNA fragmentation.
UUGCGAUUAAGAGAGGCGCUUGGCAGUAUAAACCGGGCACAGUGUGGUUCGGACCGUUUCUUAUCAUGUUCCCGGUGUUCUUGUUACUUUUACUGUUUUCAGCAUUACUACGUGAAUACAACCAGAACGGCGUGGACAUAGUCUGUCGUGAUGAAAAUGGGAAUGCUGUUGACUGGUACUACCUCUACAAGCUCCCGAAGGAUUAUUCCAAAUACGAGUCCGAGAAUGGAAAAUCAAAUGGUCUCAGGUACCUCUACAUCUCAUCUGCUACUGCUAGCUUAGGUUGGAAGUUAUCUGAACGUACAAUCGAUGAUGCAACCAGUUUCCCGGGAAGAACCCUAUCAAACUUGCUCAAUAAUCCAGAUAUCGUUUUCAUCGCCUACAACGAUGAGCCACCCCAGAGCCCAGUAGAUUUCGAAAAUGGCCACACGAAAGGAGUCAUAGGGGCUGACUCGAAAUCAGGAAUUUGGCUGAUACACUCCGUGCCGAAGUAUCCUGAUAUCAGCGCUUAUAACUAUCCUCAAACGGGAGCGCAUUACGGACAAAGCUUCCUCUGUCUCUCUUUCAACGCUAGUCAGAUAGAUUUGGUUGGGAAGCAACAAAUUUUCAAUGAACCAAACAUUUACCACUCACAAAUCCCUGAUGGCCUGCGCGAGGCGUUUCCAAAUUUAGUGAAGGCUGUGAAUCAAGAGUGGCAGAAAGAAGCCCCUUACUGGAAUUACGAGACAUUAGAAACGCGGGGAAGGGUCAAAUUCGCUUCGUUCGCCAAGGGCAGAAAGUUUCGAAAGGAGCUGUACGAGGAUUGGGUAGCACCGACCCUAGGUGCUGGUUUACUUGUGGAAAGCUGGAGACACGGACCAGGUGUUUUACCCUCCAACUGCACUCGAAAACAGCAUGUAUCAAACGUGGAAUGGAUUGAACACUCCACCCUUAGCAUCAAUUUUCCAUCAACACGGGAUCACUCGAAAUGGUGUGUAGCCGAGAAUAUUAAGGAUACUUGGAUAUGCGUUGGUGAUAUCAAUCGAGCUGAGCAUCAACUGCUACGAGGCGGGGGAACCGUUUGCCAGUUGAAUAACAAAAUGUCUACAGCGUAUCGUAACCUGGUAUCUGAAAUAGAACCUUGUCCAAUACCAGUCAAAUGAUAAAUACUUUUAAAAAAUUUUAAAUAAGCGGAAAAUUGUAUAACAGAUAAUUUUAAGCACGAAUAAAAUAUAAUACUGCACUUUACAUACAA